GGUGAGUACCGAGGGUGCGGGGCCGGGAACCGCUCGUACCGGGGUCGGGCAGCCAGCGCAGCGUGCCCUCUCCCCUCCACCUCCUCGUCCUUCCCUGCCCGGGAUCGGCUCUUGGCCGGGAACGCAGCUGCCCCAGAGUUGGGAUGUGGCCGGCGGUGUUUGGACGCAUUGGCGCUGGGAUAGAGCCCGUGAGGGGCCCACUCGUGUGGGCGGAGCUGGCUGUGACCAUGGGGCUUCCCCUUGGUGGGGAUCGUGGAUGGCUUCCUCAAGGGUCCCAAGAUGCUGUGUUUGAUUGGGAGGGCGACGAAGCUGGUGAGGAGCCUGGAGCGCAAGUCUGAUGAGAAGCGGCUGAGACAACUGGGGCUGUUUACCCUGGGGAGCAGGAGGCUGAGGGGAGACCCUAUCGCUGUCUACAACUACCUGAAAGGAGGUUGUAGCGUGGAGGGUGUUGGUCUCUUCUCCCAAGUAGCAAGUGACAGGACAAAAGGAAGUGGCCUCAAGUUGCAACAAGGGAGGUUUUGAUUGGAUAUUAGGAAAAAAUUCUUCACAGGAAGGGUUGUCAGGCACUGGAACAGGCUGCCCAGGGCAGUGGUGGAGUCACCAUCCCUGGGGGGGUUUAAAAGGCGUUCAGACGAGGUUCUGAGGGACAUGGUUUAGUACUAGAGUUAGGUUAGGUCAUGCUUGGACUCGAUGAUCCUGAGGAUCUCUUCCAACCGAAAUGAUUGUUUGGUGUUUGGUGGCGGCUCAAGCAGCAGUGUCAGCGUGCCUCAGUGAUCCGCAUACAGAAAGCGGUGUGCACUCUACUCUUUUUACUAAAAUACUGAAUAUUCAUUUAAAACGACAAAAAAAAUACAACUGGAAUAAUAUCCCAGAUUUUUUCAUGUGUUUGGAUCUUUUCUGCUUACAAAAAUAUUUUAAUCAUGAGCUGUGGGAAUGAUUUUGUGGAAACUCUUAAGAAAAUUGGAUAUCCCAAGGCUGAUGAGCUUAAUGGAGAAGAUUUUGAUUGGCUGUUUGAGUCUUCGGAAGAGAAAUCAUUUAUGGAGUGGUUUUGUGGAAAUGUAAAUGAGCAGUGUGUGGUAUCUGAAAAAGAACUGCAAGAGUUUGAUAGUCUUCUUGAGUCUGGUAAGCCCAUUUUGGAAGGAAAUGCACUGGAUGAAGUCCUUAAAACCUUGAAGCCUGUGGCUUCAAAGAACAGUAGCCAAGAGGAGGAGGAUGAAGAGGAGGAACGGAAGAAAUUAGAGGAUGAGCUUCAAACUCUUCAGAAGUUAAAAAAACUACAAAUUCAUCGGCAUAAUAAGCUUCAAAUAAUGAUUUCUGAAAACAGCCGUGUACUACAAACGUUAAAAAACGAAGAGGAAGAAGCACAUAAAGAUUUGAAAGAAGGACUAGCAGUGUUUACUGCAGCAAAUAAUAAGCUCAGUAAUGAACUGCAGUCUCUUAUAGAUGCAGCUAAGAAACUGGCCUCUUUCUUCACUGCUUCAGAUUCAGAAGAAGGGUCAGCUUCGCAUCCAGUGUUUUUUUCCCAACUUUCUUUGGACAAAUAUUUGUCUCAGGAAGAGCAAAGCACUGCAGCACUUACUUCAUACUUAAAAACGCACUCUUGUCAAGGUAUGUCUGAAUGGGUUGAAAAUUCACAUGAAGACAGCUUUCUACUUGCAGAUAUAAGCAAAGAAGUCACUUCUGAUGAGUCUCAUGAAAUUUGUGAAGAGAGUCUAGAGAUGAGCAGGCUCCAGACAGCGUAUAUUUGUGCUCAGCACCAGCUAAUUCAGAUGCAAGCUAAAGAGGAGAGCAUGAAUUCAGCUAUAAAGUGUGUGGAGAGCAUGCUGCAGUCCUUAAAUGACAAGGAUACUGGAAAACAAGAGAACCUUGAUGCCAAAAUAUCUAGUUUAAAUGAUGAAAUUUCAACAAUUAAACAAGAUAUAACUCGGAUAAACAAUGAAGAGCUGCUUCCCCUUCUGAAAGAGAAUGCACGACUAUUAACUGCUCCGGUGGUGAAAAGCUACUUGGAUCGUCAGAUUGCUCAGCAGGAUUAUUAUGCUUCAAGACAAGAUGAAAUAUGCAGGCAUUUGGUAAGACAGAAAGCAUCAUUUGAACUUAUCGAGCUAGCCUGUGAAAUGGAGUUGAAGAAACAUAAGGAGAUCUACUGUCACCUUGAGAAUCUGGUAGAAUCGCUGAAACAGAGCAUUAAUGAGUUACAACAGAGACUACAGGUGAUAGCUGAGCAAACUCAGCGUGCAAAACCGAGAAAAACUAUUAGUUCAAAUGAUGGUUUCUCUUGCAGGCUAUAUCAGCUUCUGGAAGGAGAAAAUAAAAACCAACAAUUGUUUAAAACAUAUGAAAGCUUGGUACAGAUGGCUCAGAAGUUAAAACAGGACUGUGUUACAGCACAAGAUCAGCUAGAAGCAUCUUCUCAAGAACAGUCUCUCCUUUUGUCCAAGCUAGAAAGUGAUAUAGAUACCCUUUAUGAUGCUCUGUAUCAUGGAGGAAAUCAGAUACAACUCCGUAGUCAGGAACUUACUGAGCAGUUUCACCAACUGGAGGCUGAUUUAAAGAAACUGAAUCAACUCCUUAUGGAUCUGCUUGCUGAUGUGAAGUCAAAGAGAAACUUUUUAGAGUCCAAUAAACUGCAUCAGAUGGAAAGGAACUUGUAUGUGUAUUUUUUCAGAGACCAAGACCGCUUGAAAGAGAUGGUGGAGAAGCUUGAACAGCAGGCUGAGGCUAAAGCCAGUGGUCUGCAAGAUGAGAACUUUAUCACCAGUAAAGUACUUAAUGUUUAAAUUCAAUGUACUCUUAAAAAGGAAAACAUCUUCAUUUAAACUGUCUACAAGUUUAUGGAAUAAGUAUUAGCUUAUCAAGGCUAACAUUUACCUGUCAUUGCAAUGCAUGUUUAACUGCGACAGUUACCACGUUUGGAUUGUAUGCUGAUUUUGGCACCUACCCACCAUGCUCAAAUCUCAGUUUUGUCAGAAUUCUGUGAUACGAAGUAAUACAUUAGUUAUUUGAAUGAAUUACAUUCAGACUGCUCUUCUGCUAGCCUGUAUCUUGAUUUCCACUGCACACAGCAUAGCAGAAAAAGGAACAUUUCAUACCCUUGAGAUCAGUUUUCUUGCAUGCUAAGAACGUCUGAUAUGUGAACUGAAAAAUAAAGGCGGAGAAGGCAUUCCAGAUUUUGGAACAUGGAUGUAAUCUGCUCCUGAGCAGGAGAGUUCUGCAAGGCAGACAUUCCGUAAUUGUUUCUCUUACAAUUCUCCUAAGAAGAUUUGGUUUUGUUAAAAAUGUAUUCGAAUAUGUACCAGAAUCUGUUUCAAGUACCAAGACCAUCCGUUUUAAGACCAUUCCCUUAUCUCAUAAUUUAACUUAUGGCCUACCUUCUCCAUUUAAACCAGUACCUAUUCAUACUGGGCUCUUCAAAGAAAAAUAAGUUUAAAUUUAUCUUUUGAACUUUGAGUUUGCUGUAUAAUUUAUAGUGAUAGGCAUUUCAAUUCAGAGUCCUAAUGCUUUUCAUACUUUAUGUUCAUGUGCGUUGUUAGACUGUUUAUCAAAUUUUCAUAUAGCUUCCCAGUGUACCAAUGGAACUAAAUAGGCUUUUACAGUAUGAUAACUUCCAGUUUAAUAUUUUGAUGGAGUCAGCUGUGCUUGCUUUCAAGUGGUGUACAUAUUGAUGAGGGUUAAUAAAUCAGCUUUAACUUCAGUAGUCUUAAAACUUUUGAUGACAGACUUUUAACUUAUGUAAGUAUAACUUAUUUUUAAAUGUUUAAAUUUUUAACUGAUUGGUUGGAUGUCUUUUAUAUCUGGAUUUCAUGCUGCUUAACUCUCUCUAUACAUUGUGUUUAUUAUUAAAUGCCAAAUACUAUAAAUUCA
Columba livia (rock pigeon) is the source of this 3861-nucleotide messenger RNA. RefSeq names its product HAUS augmin like complex subunit 3 (gene HAUS3). Gene Ontology annotation, biological process: spindle assembly; centrosome cycle. Bases 921 to 2777 code for a protein of 618 amino acids. The record is from RefSeq and is a predicted model, not a curated record. Gene Ontology annotation, cellular component: centrosome; HAUS complex; mitotic spindle. NCBI's taxonomy places the organism in Eukaryota, Metazoa, Chordata, Aves, Columbiformes, Columbidae. The transcript is spliced from 5 exons.